GGAAUCCGGGCCCGGGAGACGCUGCAGAAGGGGCUGGAAAAAGCCAUCCAGGAGAAGCUGCAGAACACGCAGGGCAAGGACUACGCCGACGCCCUGGACAUCCUGAUAGAGAGCGGGAAGGAGCACGGCAAGGAGCUGACCAUGCAGGAGCUGAAGGACGGCACCCUGGAGCUCAUCUUCGCCGCCUACGCCACCACGGCCAGCGCCAGCACCUCCCUGAUCAUGCAGCUCCUCAAACACCCGCGGGUGCUGGAGAAGCUGCGGGAGGAGCUGCGGAGCAAAGGGAUCCUCCACAACGGCUGCAUCUGCGAGGGCUCCCUGCGCCUGGACAACAUCAACGGCCUCCAGUACCUGGACUGCGUCAUCAAGGAGGUUCUCCGGCUCUUCACCCCCAUCUCCGGAGGGUACCGGACCGUGCUGCAGACCUUCGAGCUGGACGGCUUCCAAAUCCCCAAGGGCUGGAGCGUGAUGUACAGCAUCCGGGACACCCACGACACCGCCCCCGUCUUCAAGGACGUGGACGUCUUCGACCCCGACCGCUUCGGGCAGGGCCGGAGCGAGGACAAGGAGGGCAGGUUCCACUACCUCCCCUUCGGAGGAGGCGUACGGACCUGUCUGGGCAAGCACCUGGCCAAGCUCUUCCUCAAGGCUCUGGCCAUCGAGCUGGCCAGCACCAGCCGCUUCGAGCUCGCCACCAGGACUUUCCCCAGGAUCACCCUGGUGCCCGUGGUCCACCCGGUUGACGGACUCAAGGUCAAGUUCUUCGGACUGGAUUCCAACCAGAACGAGAUCCUGACGGGCACAGACGCCAUGCUGGGGGCCACCGUGUAGAGCCCGCGCCGGCGGCA
Molecule: messenger RNA, 848 nt
Organism: Hirundo rustica (Barn swallow)
Lineage: Eukaryota; Metazoa; Chordata; Aves; Passeriformes; Hirundinidae
Product: cytochrome P450 26B1
Exons: 3
Biological process (GO): sterol metabolic process
Molecular function (GO): iron ion binding; oxidoreductase activity, acting on paired donors, with incorporation or reduction of molecular oxygen; heme binding
Source: RefSeq, a predicted model, not a curated record